AUGUUGACAUCCGUACAGUCCGUGAUGUCAACGUCGCCGUCACCAGCAGCUACUAUCACAACAACUACUACUACAACGUCACCAUCUUCUUCGUCAUCGUCUUCAUCAAUGACAUCAUCAUCAUCAUCGUCAGUAUCACCAUCAUCAUGUUUGCUAUCGUCAUUGUCAACUACAACCGCUACAACAAAUCCCUCAUCAACUGCUGCCGUUGCGCUCUACCAGCAGCUAGCCUCGUCGGCAUCGUCAUCCCAAUUACUGCAGCAAACCUCUCGAAAGCAACAGCAUCUGGUGGACGCAAACAUCUUCGCUAGUCCCAAAGCUGCUGCUACGUCUCCGUCGUCGGCGUCGUCGUCGCUGCUUAUCAACCAUCUUACCAACGGUAGCUCCGGACAGACCACGUUGCAACCUAGCUCUCGGCCAACUAAUGCAUGCGCUGUGGGAACUCUUCUCAAGCAACAACUCGCCAGCUGUGACAAGAUGCCAACACUGUCCAAGGGUUUGAAGAAGCACAACUCUUCGUCGUCCUCGAUUGUAAACGUGAAUGACAUAGCGGCCGGCUUGGCGAACGCUGUGGCUGCCGCGGUGGCGGAUGCCGUCACUGUUGCAACCAUCGGGAGAAACUUGAAUCUGAACCUCAACAACUACUCCCAGUUGCGUCAGCAGUUGGAGCUGCAAACGACGACAAACGGUGGUAGCCCGAGCAUCAUCGAUAGGACCGCCACCAGCACUUCAUCAGCGGAACCCUUGAGUGGUAGCCAGUUGAAACAGUUUCUUAGCGGCACAAGCGGGUAUCCGGGGAGUGGCCGCGGCAGCAGCAACAGCAACGGCAAUAACAACAGCGUCAGCAACAAUCAUCAUUCCCAACAACAGCAGUAUCACUACCGCCGGGGAGGCGGAAAUACCGCAAUUUCUGCGGGUAUAAUCGACAGUAGCAGUAGCUCUAACGCCCGAAAUUGCUUGCCCGUGACAUCGUCGUCGCAGUCUGCUGCCGUAUCGCUGGGGUCGGCGUCCUCGAUCGCAGCUUCCGUUUCGAUGCGUAGUGAUAUCUGUUUACAGUAGAGUGUGCAGUACGAACAACGGCAGCGCGUUGAGUGUGUAGGGAUGUCUCCACCAAAGCAAGGAGUACCACCACGUGGAAACAAAAAAAAAGGCAGUUCUUUGCUUAGAAAAUCUAGUUUCAAGAUAGUCUCUCGUUAGUACGAUUCUCUUAGUAGUAGUACGUAUGUAUCAAUAAUAACCAUAUGAGUAGAGCAAGAGGGAGAGGAAAAAUGAAGAAAAAAAAUAACCAUGGAACAACAGAAAAUUCACACAAGGGACAUCGUUUGAGUAUAAUUUUCAGUAUCGUUUUCUCAUUUUUUUUUACAAAAUAAAUAUGGUCCCUUUGGCAAGGCGAAGAACGAACUAGUUUGAACAGAGCGGAAAGAAGAAAUGUUUUCUCCGGAGUUUUCUUCUCAAAUCAAAACACUUUUCUCUCCUCGUGCUACGUUGUCUACAUGUCCAGUCGGGUCAGUUGCGGGACGUUUUUCGACCGAACAGAAGGGAAACGCCCGGCCGGGACAAAGCGGGCCGAUGCAGAGGGAAGUGAAAUCAUUUUAAUUCAAAUAAAUUAAAUUAAUUUAUACAAUGUGAUAUUUUUGUCUAUAUAUGUUAGCUAAUAUAAUAUAAUUAAUUAAACGAAACAAAUGAGAAGAAACAGAUGCGAGAGGUGGAAGCCCAAAAAAAGCGGAGAAAGCGCCAAAAUGAAUCCCUGUAAUUCUUUUUUUGUUGUUUGGAAAUUAUAAUACGAAAAUAUCGGAUAUCUAUUACACAUACACACUACUGAGCAAAAGCAUUACUCAACUUUUGGGAAACAAAGCUGUUCUACAUAACACAGAUAAAAUUCGCUUCAAAAUUGUUCAUGUUCGUAGCAUUCUUGUGAGGUAUUUUUUAGGAGUUGAACCUUGUUUUUUAUAUAUCGGUAAAAUGCUUAGUUUUUAAUCUUUGGUUUACUUAGGCUGCAUAUCGUUGAGGACACCUCGAAAUUUACAAAAUUGGAUUCGCGUUCUUGGCAAGUUGGUGUUUUUCCCGUCCUAGUUGAGAAGGUGUUCAUUUUUCAAACAAAUCAAUGUAAGACAAAAAACAAGCUAUUAUUGCUAGUUAUAUAAUUAUUUGUUUUAGUCGCUACUUUUUAACAAACGAAAAACUCGUUAGGUGAGACAGAAAAACAAAACUUCCGCGAAACACGGUGAAAUUCCUGAUGGAAAAAAAGAAUCACUGAAUUUAUUUGACGAAAAACUUGGAGCAAGGAAAAAUAUAAAACAAAACAAAAAUUAUUGAAACAGACAAAAGUAAGGAUUGAUAUAAAAGCAAGCAAAAAUUAAACACGAAUAAAUUUAGUAGCUUUAUAUGUGAUUAUAACUCUAUGAAUAACUAUUUCGGAACUACCGUUAACAAUAAAAUUAAACCUAGAAAAUCUGAUCGCGAUUCUGUUCUGCCCUGUUGUUUUUUCAUACCGUGCGGAAUAGAUGCACCUCCCGCGUUUUUGUAAUGUUAUCCAGCAGAACGCGGCGCCGGGCAGCAGCUCUUCUCUUAUUCCGGUCCUUCUCGAUGAUCCCAUCGAUAUCACCUAACGUUUUUCCCACACUUCUUCGGCCUGUAACGAGAAGCACUACUACUUAAUAGGCGUUCAUAUUACUUCGAUCUACUAUAUAGGUGUAAUUAUGUACACUAAGCUAUACCAAAAAAAACAUAAAUGUUAGGAGUAAAACAUAACGAAGUGCGCACCGGAGAACGAGAAGAGAUUCUGUCCCGCCCAUAGCGGCUCCCGGAACGCCGCUACUUUGUUUGUUUUUUCUUUGAAACGACUGUGGUUUUACUGCGCUUCUCCCGAUCGACGCGCGCGUCGCGGAACUUUAUCGUUACGAUACAAACCCACCAAUCUAAGUAAAAUGAUAGCAAUACGCUUGAUGAACGCAAACAGCAGAUGUGUUUUCCACAGUGCUUCGUGAGAAGGACCUGGCUGUGCAAAAAUAGAGACCACAAGCUUCGGUUUUUUACUUUGGUCAAAUUCUGCUGCAACCGUUUUUUUUGCGUUUCCUGAGUUCAAAAUUUAGUCGAAACAAUGUAUGCUUUGGACAAAGAAAGGAUAAAACGUGAGAAAACAGGCAACAUACACUAACUGUGGUUCUGAUCUCGUAAACAACUAGGGAGUAAAUUAUUCAAGUUACGCCUUUAAUCAACAAUCUGAGUCGCUAAUUCGGUUCAGCGGGCUGAAAGAAUCAUUUAAUACGAUUUGAUCGUCUCAAAAAUCGCGCAUUGACUAUGAAAAAAAAAUCUACCACGGCACAAUCCCGAUCUGAGAAUUUAAAGAGGAGUCGAAGAAAGAAAAAAAAUGUCAGUUUUGUGUACGCUUGGCAAUCGUGUGUUCCGUUCGCAGUUGAAAUUCGCACAUACACACAUACAAUAUUUACAUCAACAAAAAAAAGGAAAGAAGCACCAUCUCGAAAGCAAACAGAACAAAUAAGAAAAAAUAAAAAUACAAUGAAAUCGAAGCAAACAAACAAUAAUGCUGAACGAGAGAGAAAAAAAAACACAUGAAAUCUAAUUACUGUGUAACAUAUAUUUUGUGUAUAAUUGAGACUAGUGAUAAUUUUGAUAAGAUCAAUAACAACGAUGGUCACGAUGGCAUUGUUGACGGGGAAAUAUAAAGAAACAGGAAGGACUAGGGACACAUAGGAAAGGCGAGGAAACGUUUGAAGAAACAUAACUUCAUAUAAAGCAAAACAUAACAUAAAGCAAACAAAAAAAAACCGUGUGAUGGUAGCAAAUAGCGCUGGUAAACCGUUGCUAGCAGAGACCCCGAUCAUUGCGGAAUCUGUGAUGGGUGUAUACUAAAGAAAAAAAAAUGGAAAGGGAGAGCAGCGUGUAAUCCAGGAGCGCAAAUGCAGCCCCCGGCCGCGCAUAGCAAAAGGAUUUUAAGGAGACAUUCGCGCAGCGGCAGCAUAAUAAUCCAGGCAGAAAAGUGAGAGCGGUAAACAAAAUGAAAAAAAAAAACAGAACUAAGAGUAAAAGUAAUAAUGAUGGAAAUAAGUUUUUAACUUUUAAGGUGAUCUACAAAUCAAGUACAUUGAAUAAAAAAUGUGAGAAAAUGAAAA
This is a messenger RNA of Toxorhynchites rutilus septentrionalis, 4133 nucleotides long. RefSeq lists its product as uncharacterized. Lineage: Eukaryota; Metazoa; Arthropoda; Insecta; Diptera; Culicidae. The coding region runs from base 1 to 1059 and encodes 352 amino acids. The record is from RefSeq and is a predicted model, not a curated record. The transcript has a single exon.